Molecule: messenger RNA, 3571 nt
Organism: Hydra vulgaris (swiftwater hydra)
Lineage: Eukaryota; Metazoa; Cnidaria; Hydrozoa; Anthoathecata; Hydridae
Biological process (GO): response to axon injury; negative regulation of MyD88-independent toll-like receptor signaling pathway
Cellular component (GO): dendrite
Molecular function (GO): NAD+ nucleosidase activity; signaling adaptor activity
Source: RefSeq, a predicted model, not a curated record
UUCAAGUCCUCCACCAUAACCAAUAAAAGAAUUCUUAUUUCUUAUGUUAAAAAUAUUUAAAUUUACAAAAAGGUUUUCUUCUCUUUUGGUUUGCUUAUAUAUAACUAUAAAGUUGUUUUUUUACAUUUUUGAACAUAGUAAAAAGACUCCUCCAAAACUAAAAUUUGUGUUUGCACCCAAUAUAAUUGUUAUUAAUUUUUCUAAAAUAUAUGUCUGCAUUAGUUUAGCAGUAAAACGUUAACAUUUUUUUAACAUUUUUUUUAUUUUUGUUUUAUUAUAAAAAGUUAUUUAAGUUUAUAACUUCUUUUUUUUUUUAACUUUUCUUUAUUUUUCUUCUUAUUCUAUUAUUAAUUUUUUUUUGUGUGUGAUACUUUGUAUUUAAUUAAUUUUUUUUUAACAGGAUCAUAUAUUUAAAAAUAGGUCCAAUUUAUAAUAUUUUUUAUAUUCACUUAUAGUUCCUAAAAUUUUGUUUUUAACCGCUAUAUUUGGAUAUCACGAUAACUAGUAAGGUGUCAUUUUUUGUAGGCCUUAAAAAGAAUAUUUGUUUGUUUCGUGGACCUGUGAGAAGUUAUGUCUUUGAAAAUUUCUCAUUGUCUGGCGAAAAUAAUAAUAUCUGUAAGAAGGGACAUGUACUUUACUCUUUCAUUACAAAUGAUGAGUCGUAUUUUAAAACUGUUCAUGAAAUUAAUCAGUUAUUUAACUUAAAGACUUGUAAAGUUCAACUGAGGAGUGUUGUGAAUGCAUGCAAGAAAUGGACUUUUAACUUUAAAAGAGAUUAUAAUAAUAUCUCAAUUUUUUGUAACGAGCCCUUUGUAUGCGCAACUCCCAUUGUACAAAUAGCACAGCCAUUACAUACUAACACUAUUAGUUCAAUAAACCCUGUUUCAUUAUCAUCAGUGGAUUAUCCUGUCAAACAAAACAUUAAUUUAUCUUUAAAAAAAGGCAAACCUUUUUCUUUUUUAGAUUAUGUAAAAAAUAAGCCACGUUUAGAUAUGUCUAGAGAAAAUUUGAGUCCGAGAAAAAAAAGACUACGUACUAGGUUAUCAUAUAUAUCUUCAAUGUUAGCUAGCACUUCUAGAGGAAAUCGAAACAAAAUAGCAUUAUUAAAGGCUAAAUUAGGCAGCAUGCCAUACAGGUUAAAAGUAUUAAGACAAAGUGUCAAAAGAAAAGAAGAUAUUAUAAAAGCCUUACGACUCAAAGUUAGAGACCUAAAAAAAAAAUUACAAACAUAUCAUUACACUAGGGUUAUUCACCAUUUGCAAGAUGCAAUAAAGACAAGAAAAACUAAAGAAAAAAAAAAUUGCGUGAAACGAAUAUCCAACAUAAUAAUGAUAUUAGGCAAAAUACAAUGGUUAUUGCAAGUUUUGAAAAUGAAUUAUUAAAAAUGGAAGAGAGCAUAAUUCCUGUUAUGUCUGAAACUGAAAAGUGUUAUCCUUUAAACAUUAGGCUAAUAAUUUAUAGCAUGUUGUUGUCAAAUGUGCCUACAGGUAACAUUCCAUUUUUGUUAGAGAAAAUUAGCCAGUAUUUUGGUGUGAAUUAGGUAGUAUAUCAGAAUUACAAGCAGCAGAAUAGGCUAUCAGUAAUUCUCAGCUUACUCUUGGAUUUGAUGCAACAACACAAGUAGGUGUUCAUAUAAAUAGUGUUCACUUUACGUCCAAAGAUAAAUGCCUUGUUAUUGCUCUGGAUCAAUGCCCAGGAGGAACAGCUGAUGAUUACGAAAAUCAUAUUUGUAGGGCAGUAGAUCAUCUAGCUUUUGUUUAUUCAGAUUUUUAUUUACGUAAUUAUGAUGAGUGUCGUCAAUUGAUUAUUAAAAAUAUUUCCAACACAAUGUCAGACAGAGUUGCAGUUAACCAUCUGACCAUAAGCAAAGUUAGUGCAACUUGGGGUAAAACUCUGAAUGAAUUGAAUUGUCAUUUGCACCCUCUUGAUACAAUUGCUACUGAAUGUCGCUCAGCAUUGAAGUGUCUAGAGACAGAAAAGUGUGAAUUAUUUGGCAAUGAUUGUUUAGCCGUCAAAAUUGUCUAUGAAUAAGAUGAAAUAAUAAUGAAUAAGUUUAAAGACGGUAAAGGUGAUCCAGAGGGAUUUGUUACUUUUUUAGACCACAAAAAACUACCUAGGUGUAUCAUUACUAGAUAUCGGGGAAACCGUCUCCAUAUUCUUUUUCAUACUUGCUUUAUAUUUAUUAAACACUAUGAUGAUUUUCUAAAUUUUCUCAUCACAGGAACAGUAAAAUGUGGCAGUUUGCAAGCAGCUCUGCGAGCAGCAUUUUGUAAUGCUACCGCUAUAAAACAGAUGUGUGUGCUUGGUGUAUUUGGGAAACUGCUAAGUGGUCCGUGGAUGACUAAGUUUUAUGUAUCAGCUGAGGAUGCAAGUUUUGAUCAUCUCACUGGUAUUCAGAUUGUAAAAAACAUUUUGGAAACAGUUAAGCUUUGCAAAUCUAAUCCGGCUGCAGUGUUUUGCAGAACAACUGAUUUUUUCGGGGAAAUGCUUCCCUCAAAUGUUUUUGAACCAAUAACAAAUUUAUGCUGCAUUGAUGAUCAGGUUAUCAACAUGACUUCAGCUUGCCUUAAUGCAGUGGAGGAUGUAUUGAUUAGACAAUAUAAAAAGUACUUCUCCCUUUCCAUUACGGAGACACUUAAGCAGGAAACAGCUAGUGCAAGGCUUCAUAAUAUAGAUAGUGAAGAGUUAAUGGGUAUGUUUAGUGAAUGUAAAGGAAGAUCCCCUAAUGCAACAACUUGUUAUAUUUCUUGCAAAAUAAGAUCAAAAAAGAAUAGGACUAUUGAUUAUCUUGAUAGUUUAGUUCAACUAAGUAGAGAAAAUGUAGUUAAGUGGUCCAUUUUUACAGCACGUAAAGAAAGAAAGAGAAAUCGCCUACAACAUGCUCAAAUUCGAUCUGUAAUAUAUGAGAAACAGACAUGCAAGCGUCAAAUGUUGGAUGAAAAAGAAAAAAGGAAAUUAGAACGAAAACUUAAAUUAAUGACUUUCAGCCAGAUUAAGAAUUUCUAUAAACAAUUGUCUACAAAGCAACUGGAUGAUUUAGAUGAUGUUAUGUCUGACAGAAUUGUUGGUAGAAAACUAUGUCAUGAAUGGUAUGACACUGAACAAUCUAAGAAUGUCAUAUACGAUGGUAGAGUAGAAAAAGUAAAAAAAAGAUUGCAAGACAGAAUUUACACAAUCUCUUACUGGAAAAAAGAUGAAACUGAUUCUGAAGCUGUUGAUUAUUGCAUGAAAAAAUUUCAGCUGGUCGCAGAUGUUGUUUCAGGAGAAUUAAUUUUUUUUUAAUGUUAAUGUGUAUUAAUUGUUUUUAAUGUUAAUAUGUAUUGUUUUCAUAAUUGUAUAGUUUAUUAUGUCCAAAAUAGAUACUGCAAAUGUUAUAAAUUAAAAAGUCUUAACAUUUGAAAAGUACCGCAAGUGCUGUGACUUGCAAAAAGGUAACCAGCAAGUGUUGUGACUUGCAAAAACGGUGCCGCAAGUAAUGUGACUUGCAAAAAGGUAACCAGCAAGUGUUGUGACUUGGAAAAUUGGUACCGCAAGUGCUGUGACUUGCAAAAAGGUAACCAGCAAGUGUUGU